CGACUUCCGGCCGGAAGCACUCAGUGUUUCCUAUGUGAGGAGCUGGGGUGCGCCGGGUCCGCGGCGCUACGGCGACGCGCAACUCUGAGCCUCAGCUGGACGUUGAGAGUUGCUGGAGCAGUAGUUUCGGGAACCUGAAUGUUUCGUCACGCCUGGCGGGACUGUUAGAUCAGAGAGGUGGGAGAUUCUGGUUCCCCGGGUAACCGGCUCGGUCUGUAGGUUCCGAUCCUGAAAGACCGGAAAGGCCUUCGGAAACCUUUCUGAGGUCCGAUCAGAUUCUAGCCCUAGACGACAGUGAACUCAGCCUUUCCCUGAUUUUCAUGAAUUGGACAGGAUGCCUCCCUCAUUCUCCUCUGAUCUCCAUUCCUUGUGUGUGUUGAGUCACUCAGAAGAGAAGAAUGCAUGAUGAACUCCUACAAGCAAUAUCGAAGGGGUCAAUGAUGUUCAGGGAUGUGUCCAUAGACUUCUCUCAGGAGGAAUGGGAAUGUCUGGACUCUGGUCAGAUGAAUUUAUACAAAGAAGUGAUGUUGGAGAAUUUCAGCAACCUGGUUUCAGUGGGACUUUCAAAUUCUAAGCCAGCUGUGAUCUCCUUAUUGGAACAAGGAAAAGAGCCAUGGAUGGUUGAGAGAGAGCUGACCAGAGGCCUCUGUUCAGAUCUGGAAUCAAUGUGUGAGACCAAGAUAUUGUCCCUAAAGGAGAGACAUUUCAGACAAGUAAUACUUACUCAUGAAGACAUGCCCACUUUUAUUCAACCUACCUUUCUCACUCUACAUCAAAAAAAUCAUAAUAAUGAAGAGGAACCCUGUGAAUGUAAGAUAUGUGGAAAGACCUUUAACCAGAACUCACAAUUUAUGCAACAUCAGAGAAUCCAUUAUGGUGAAAAACCCUAUGAAUGUAAGGAGUGUGGAAAAUCCUUUAGUCGUGGCUCGCUUGUUACUCGGCAUCAGAGGAUUCACACUGGUGAAAAACCCUAUGAAUGUAAGGAAUGCGGCAAGGCUUUUAGUUGUAGUUCAUAUUUUUCUCAACAUCAGAGGAUUCACACUGGUGAGAAACCCUAUGAAUGUAAAGAAUGUGGAAAAGCCUUUAAUUAUUGCUCAAACCUUAAUGAUCAUCAAAGAAUUCACACUGGUGAGAAACCCUAUGAAUGUAAAGUAUGUGGAAAAGCCUUUACUAAAAGUUCACAACUUUUUCCACAUCUGAGAAUUCAUACCGGUGAGAAACCUUAUGAAUGUAAGGAAUGUGGGAAAGCCUUUACUCAGCACUCAAGGCUUAUUCAGCAUCAGAGAAUGCACACUGGUGAGAAACCUUAUGAAUGUAAGGAAUGUGGAAAGGCCUUUAGUAGUGCCUCAACACUUACUAACCAUCACAGAAUUCAUGCUGGCAAGAAACUCUAUGAAUGUAAAGAAUGUGGAAAGGCCUUUAUUCAGAGCUCAGAACUUAUUCAACAUCAGAGAAUCCAUACAGAUGAAAAACCAUAUGAAUGUAAUGAAUGUGGGAAGGCCUUUAAUAAAGGCUCAAACCUUACUAGACAUCAGAGAAUUCACACUGGUGAGAAGCCAUUUGACUGUAAGGAAUGUGGAAAGGCAUUUGGUAGUCGCUCAGACCUCAUUCGCCAUGAGGGAAUUCAUACUGGUUGAAUGGAAGAAAGUAAGGUCCUUUUGUUUACCUUUAUAAUAUUUUUUAAAACAGAUAAGUCAGGAUGUGCAUGAUCAAAGGUUCUCCUGUGUACUAGUUUUUUAGGGCUACUGUAACAAAGUACCAAAUACCAAUUACUUGGUAGCAUAAAACAAAUUUAUUGUCUCACAGUUUUGGA
Messenger RNA from Lemur catta (Ring-tailed lemur), 1813 nucleotides. RefSeq names its product zinc finger protein 829 (gene ZNF829). NCBI's taxonomy places the organism in Eukaryota, Metazoa, Chordata, Mammalia, Primates, Lemuridae. Gene Ontology annotation, biological process: negative regulation of transcription by RNA polymerase II. Bases 399 to 1637 code for a protein of 412 amino acids. The record is from RefSeq and is a predicted model, not a curated record. The transcript has 7 exons. Gene Ontology annotation, molecular function: DNA-binding transcription repressor activity, RNA polymerase II-specific.